Monoraphidium neglectum is the source of this 798-nucleotide messenger RNA. Its product is annotated as Chlorophyll a-b binding protein CP29. Lineage: Eukaryota; Viridiplantae; Chlorophyta; Chlorophyceae; Sphaeropleales; Selenastraceae. Gene Ontology annotation, biological process: photosynthesis, light harvesting in photosystem I; response to light stimulus. The transcript is spliced from 4 exons. The record is from RefSeq and is a predicted model, not a curated record. Bases 1 to 798 code for a protein of 265 amino acids. Gene Ontology annotation, cellular component: chloroplast thylakoid membrane; chloroplast envelope; plastoglobule.
AUGAGGGCACUCAAGCUCAACGUGCAGGCCAAGUUUGGCGGCAAGGGCACGUCCAGCACCAAGAAGCUGGGCACCUCUACCUCUCGCAAGGGUGGCGUGGGCUACAGGAAGUACGAUGGCGAUGCCCUGUGGCUGCCCAACACCACCCGCCCCGCGUGGCUGGAUGGUUCCCUGCCCGGCGAUCGCGGCUUCGACCCCCUGGGUCUGAGCAAGCCCUCGGACUAUGUGCAGAUCGCCGUUGACGAGAACGACAUCAACGCUGCCAAGAACUUCAAGGGCGACGUGGAGGGCAAGGCGGCGGUCGUUCCCGACCUGGUCAGUGAGACCUCCCUGUCCCCAUACAGCGAGGUCUUCGGCCUGCAGCGCUUCCGCGAGACGGAGCUGAUCCACGGCCGGUGGGCCAUGCUCGGCGUGCUGGGCGCCCUGAUUGCUGAGGGCGCGACCGGCAUCAAGUGGUACGACGCCAUUGGUGCCGAGCUGUCCGAGCCCAAGUACUUUGGCCUGGACCUGCCCUGGAGCAUCAACACCGCCGCUGUGUUCAACAGCCUGCUGAUGGGCGGCGUGGAGUUCUUCCGCAACACCGAGCUUGACACCGAGAAGCGCCUGUACCCCGGCGGCUUCUUCGACCCCCUCAACUUCGCUGACCCCGCCAACCCCGAGCGUGCGUUCCAGCUGAAGACCGCAGAGAUCAAGCACGGCCGCCUGGCAAUGGUUGCCGCCUUUGGUUUCGCCGUGCAGGCUGCUGUCCAGCAGGAGGGUGCCCUCGGCUCCCUGUCCAAGUUCGGUAACAGCUUCUAA